AGGCAGCCUCAUCACUGACAUAGGUGACCAGGCAGCCUCAUCGCUGACAUAGGUGACCAGGCAGCCUCAGAAACUCUGCCUCCCGGGUUCAAUUGAUUCUCCUGCCUCAGCCUCCCAAAUAGCUGUGAUUACAGGCACCCGCCACCACGCCCAGCUAAUUUUUGUAUUUUUAGUAGAAAUGGGGUUUCGCCAUGUUGGCCAGACUGGUCUCGAACUCCUGACCUCAGGUGAUCCAUCUGUCUCGGCCUUCCAAAGUGCUGGGAUUACAGGCUUGAGCCACCGUGCCUGGCCUCAAACUUUACAUUUAGACAGUGGCUUUUCAGGGCCUUUGUGUACAUCCUCCACCAAAACAGACCUGACAUUGAUUGAGUAAAUCAGGAUGGAAAUGAUGGCUUGUGAAACUGACCAUUGUAAAUUUAAAGAUAUUCACAUUUGCCAAAUGUGUUCUCCACUGGUGGCUUACUUUGAGUGGCUCACAUGCCUUCUAUAGAAUUGUGGGAUUAUGGAAGAGGUCCAGUAAUAUCUUAUGAAUCUCAUGGGUCCUUUCCUUUAAUUAUUCUGUAGGUGUUUCAUUAUAGGAGCUUCUCUUUAAUUAAACAGUAUUUUAAUAAUAACUUAUUUGUCUGGAGGACGUUGGUUCAGUAUCCUCCUAAAUCAAGAACUGAUAAACCACAGCUUAGUAGAUCUAGGACUAAGACUUAAGAUGUGGUUGGAAUCUCACUCAAGGCCUACCCAUCUAAAACUGCGUUCUAGCAAUUGCAUGCUGACUGUACCCAUGAGUCGUAAGUCUGUAGCUGCAAAGUCUGUCUAGUUUGAUAUUCAUUCUAAAUACUGGUAAGAGAAACAGACGUACCAGAACUUAUGGCUUGCUGAAGAUAGUAUGAGUAAUGUGGAAUCUGGGGAAGGGGUGCAUGUCACAUGGAAAUUGGGAGUCUUUGAAAAAGAUCUCUAUCAUGUAAAUUAAAAAAUAAUAAAUCUAGUUUCAGAAUGUGCAGUGAGUUUGGCGCUCUUACCACCUAUAAUCUAAGUAACCACGUACCAGGAUCUUAAAAUCAGUGGGGAAAAGGAACUAUUCAGUAAAUGGCUUUGGGAUAAUGACAUAUAUAAUCAGAGAGUUAUUUUCUCACACCUUACAUCAAAAUAAAUUCCAAAUGAAGCAAAGAUUUAAGUAUAAGAAAAUGGACUAAAUGACAACUAGAUUAUUAUUUAAAAUAUUCUCAGAGGCAAAAUGCCUAUGUAUGAUACACGUACAAAAAGAAAUCAUAAAAGAAUAUACAGUUGAUUGCCAUUAUUCACAGUACUUAAAUUUCAUAUAUGUAUCAUAAGCAUUGAAUUGGCAAAUACCGAAUCAUUGUUUUUAGGGGAAAUAUUGGAUUAGGCUCCUGUAAGCUUCGGGUCACAAGAUUUUUGUCAGUUUACCAAUGUGUAAGCUUGUUGCAUAUGUGUUUCUGUUUAAAGACACCUUAUUUACUAUAUAUCAUUAUUUUGUAAACAUUGGGCUCACGGCCAACACACUAUAACUCUUUCGUGAACAAAGCGUAUCUAACAUGUACAUUUUGUCCAUCAGAGACAUCCCAGCCUUCUUAUGUUCAGGAACAGUAGACGGCAUUUCAGCCCCAUCCUUAGGCCAUUUGAAACAGCAAAAUCACCAGUAAAAACUGGACAAAUGGAGAAAUGGUGGCCCUAAGUAGAUUAUGGAAAAGACACUUGAUUACGGUAUGGGAGCUGAAAAAAGGAGGCUGGGUAUGUGGGUCUCAGGUGACUCAAAUAUUUUGCUGCACUGUGAGUAUUUAAGUCUAAUAAUGACCAUGCAAGGCUGUAGUAUUGAUGUUGGGGUUACAUAUAAAUUUCAGCAGGUAGAUUAACUGCAAAUAUGGAAGCUGUAAUUUAUGAGGAUUAACUAUAUUGACAGAUAACUUUGACCUUAUAAAAAUGGAAAAGUUCCACAAGACAAAAAUCUAGACAGACAUACAAUUCAAAAGACCAAAAUCAAACUAAGUAAAAAUAUCUGCAACACGUCAUAGAAAUCUAGAUAAUUUUUUUUUUUUUUUUUUUGAGACGGAGUCUCGCUCUGUUGCCCUGGCUGGAGUGCAGUGCCCCGAUCUCGGCUCACUGCAAGCUCCGCCUCCCGGGUUCAGGCCAUUCUGGAUUUCACUGUGUUAGCCAGGAUGGUCUCGAUCUCCUGACCUCGUGAUCCACCCGCCUCGGCCUCCCAAAGUGCUGGGAUUACAGGCGUAAGCCACCGCGCCCGGCCGGUAAUUUUUUUAACCUACUAAGCAUUCUUCAAUGUCACUGUAAAAAAAAAGACCAGCAUCCUGUCAUUUGCGACAACACGGAGGAACCUGGAAGAUAUUAUGCUAGGUGAAAUCAGCCAGGCACAGAAAGACAAAUACCCAUUGAUCUCACUUACACAUGGGAUCUAAAACAGUUGGACUCAUAGAAGGAGAGAUUAAAAUGGUGGUUACCUGGGGCUGGGAUGUGGAAGUGGGUGGGGUAAGUGUAGGAAAUGGUAAGAUGUUUGUUAAAAGGUUCAGAGUAUCAAACAGAAGGAAUUAAGUUCAAAAGAAAAAAAAGGAAAACUACCAACAAGUCACAAGAAAAAUAGUGAAAGGAUGUGAACAAAUGGUUCAAAAUGUGUAAAAGUAUUUUAAUAGGUAACCCACUGAUACGGUUCAGCAACAAAGCACAAAAUAAUGCUUAGUGUAAAAUCUUCUCCCAUCCCAGUCCCUGGAGCCAAGCAACCCACACCAGAGGCCUCUGGUGCUAUUAGCUUCUUGUAGGAUCUUUUUGAGAUGUUUUAUGUAAAUAUAAGCGUAUUUGUGCCUGUGAGUGUGUGAUGGGUAAUUUCCCUUUUUUGGUUACACUAAUGGUAAUAUGCUAUAAAAACAAUUAUACACCUAGCUUUUGUUAUACUUUUAAUAUUUGAGGAAAUCAUUCCAUUUUAUAUUUAUUAUAGAGCUACCCAGUAUUAAAAGCUGCCUAGCCUUCUAUGCUAAUAGUGCCAUAUUAACAUUUAAUAUGUGUUGUUUGCUGUAUUUGCCACUACAAAUUACACUACAAAUAGGCGCGGUAUCUCACACCUGUAAUCCCAGCACUUUGGGAGGUGAGAUGGGCAGAUCAUUCAGCUCAGGAGUUCGAGACCAGCCUGGACAACGUGGUGAAACCCCAUCUCUACAAAAAAUACAACAACAAUAAAAAUAAUUGGCUGAGCAUGGUGGCACAUGCCUGUAGUCUCAGCUACUUGGGAGGCUGAGGUAGGAGGACCGCUUGAGUCUGGGAGGCAGAGGUUGCAGUGAGCCGAGAUGGUGCCACUGCACUCCAGCCUGGGUGACAUAGUGAGACUCUAUCUCAAAAAAAAAAAAAAAAAAAAAAGUCUUACAAAUAAUAUUCUUUAAAUACCUCUGUGCAGAUCAACAACUAUAUCUAUAGUAAAUAUCUUUUUGCCAAUUUGUAUCUUUUGAAUUUUUUACUAUAUACAUUUUUUAAACUAUUCAAUAAAUAUGGUCGUAUUUUCAUUCCAAAAUGAAAGAUACAUUUUAAUAAAAUUGAAGUUAAAGAAGAAAGAAAUGAAAAAGAAAGAAGUUCGAAGGGAUGAGAAGAAAAGACAGAUGGUAAUAUGACUGUCCUCUAAAGGAAAUGGUUUCUGUUGCUAGGUUUUCCACUUAGCUAAAGUCAUCAGCUGUUUGAUGAAUAGACAAUAGUUUGGAUUAAAAAAUAUUUAAAAUCCUUUUUUCGUUCCAAUUCAAGAUUUAAACAUGAAUGCCAUUAGAAAUGAAUAGGGGCAAAUCAAGAGUUCUAGGGCACUGGAAGCAUGUCAGGAGAAAAGACCUCUGUUUCCUCCUUAUUACAAGAUGCUCUCUGAACAGGCCGUCCUCAUUCUAAAGAUCUGUGAGUCUGAUUUUAUUAAUAUCAUUGAAGUAAAUUUCCCUUUCAUUUCUCCUAAACUAUCCCUCAAGCAAAUGAAAAAGCAAAUGAAUUGCAAGGUUAUUUUUCUUAAAAUAGGACCAUCGUCUUUUGAAAUACACAGGAUUUUAAUUUUAAAAUACUUUGUGCAUUAUAUUUUCCCCAUGAUUGCCUUCAAAUAGUGGGUACUUUUUCUCAUAAGCAUUAAUUGGGAACCGUGUGGCUACGAGAUCAAAGAAAUAAUAUCCUAGAAAUAAUAUGGUCACAUUUACAUAGAAAUAAUAAUGCUGGAGUUGUUUUCUUUUCUUUUCUUUUCUUUUUUUUUUUUUUUUGAGACAAAAUCUAACUCUGUCAUCACCUAGGCUGGAGUGCAAUGAUGCUACCCCAGCUCACUGCAACCUCCACCUCCUGGAUUUAAGUGAUUUUUUCUGCCUCAGCCUCCUGAGUAGCUGGGAUUACAGGUGCCUGCCACCACACCCAGCUAAUUUUUGUAUUUUUAGUAGAGAGGGGUUUCACCACGUUGGCCAGGCUGGUCUCGAACUCCUGCCCUCAAGUGAUCCGCCCGCCACAGCCUCCCAAAGUGCUAGGAUUAUAGGCAUGAGCCACCGCGCCAGACCCCAAAUUUUAUUUUUUAUUCAUAUAUUCUCCACUGUCUCAGCUGGCAUUAAUGAAUCUUAAGUUUGCUUUUAUUGUAUCAUAAUUUUGAAAGUGCCUAGUAAGGAGGGGUUAUUAGUGUCCAGAUGUAUUUCAGAAGCAGCAAACUAAUCAUCUUUGAAUAGUGAUAGAUAUUUUUUCAGGUAGAAAAAUUUUAUAGGUAAUGCCAAUAGGUACAAAUAUAGGCGCUAAUGAUUUCUUUUAAUAUUUCUGGAAAGGAAUUAGAUUAUAUAUCUGUGAUAGAAUAUAAUACUAAGUAUUAGAUUGUAGAAGGCUUUGUUUCAAGGUGGUUAUUCAUUCAUGUUACUACCUUCUUCAAUCAUAACUCAGUAAGACCUCAAAGAUCUAAAUCUUUGGGCUUUGUAAAUCCUGAAUUACUUAGGUCUCUGCUACUGGAAAGUGAACAUCAAAAGUCGUCUAUUUAAGAAAAAAAGUAGUUUUUAUAAUCUGAGUUGUAUACUGGACCCAUAGAGAUCAUUUUAAAUGUAGCAAUGAAUAGAGAUUGGAUAAAAACAGUGUUAAAAAUUCUUUUCUAAUUCAAGUUCAAAUUUUAAAAAUUUGAAAGGCACGUUUUAGUGUAUAAAUAAUUGAAAAGUUGUUGACAGUUGUUUGUUUUGCAGUCAGCAAGUGGCAAGGAUCUUUGCAGAGACAACAGGAAAAUAAAGGCCGUAACAUGCGUAUAUACACAAUGAAAUAUGGAUGUGAGCUUAGAGGCUACACACGGUCUCUGGGAUACUCGAACUAUCUUUCUUGCCGUGGACCAGCUAACAUGCCUUGGUUGCGCCAGUGUACUGACCCCUGUGGACAUUACCUCAUUAAAUAUUCAAUAAAUGUUAUUUUUUUCCUACUGCCUUUCUGUCUUCUAUAUGAGAAUAUGUUGUGGGACUGGAAAGUAUCUUAAAGUGAACAGCCAGGUACAUACCGUGGGCUGUGACUACUGUGGGCCACUGGUAGAGAUUGCCCGGAAUAGAGGAUGUGAAGCCUUGUCAUACAUCAUUUUUCUACAAAACAAAGAAGAAUCAGAGCAAUAAAAGAAAUGGCCAGGGUCUUAGUUCCUGGAGGCCAGCUGAUGAUAUAUGUUUGGGCAAUGGAACAAAAGAACCGUCGCUUUGAGAAGCAAGACGUGCUUGUUCCAUGGAACAGGGCCCUGUGUUCCCAGCUCUUCUCAGAGUCCAGCCAGUCUGGGAGGAAGAGGCAGUGUGGACACCCGGAAAGAGGCCAUCCCUACCAUCCUCCUUGCUCUGAGUGUAGCUGUUCUGUUUGUUUUAAAGAGCAGUGUGGUUCAAAACGGUCCCACAGUGUGGACUAUGAACCUGCUAUGGCAAGAACCUGUUUUGCAAAUAUUUCUAAGGAAGGCGAGGAAGAAUAUGGAUUCUACAGCACAUUAGGAAAAUCGUUUCGUUCCUGGUUUUUCUCCAGAUCUUUGGAUGAAUCGACUCUGAGGAAGCAAAUUGAAAGAGUAAGACCCUUGAAAAACACAGAAGUUUGGGCCAAUAGCACUGUAACAAUCCAGCCUUCCAGACACUCUAGUUUAGACUUUGAUCACCAAGAGCCAUUUUCAACAAAAGAGCAAAGCCUAGAUGAGGAAGUGUUUGUGGAAUCUUCUUCUGGAAAACACUUGGAGUGGCUGAGAGCACCAAGUACCCUGAAUCAUUUAAAUGGAGGCCAUCAAGGAGAAAUGAGAAGAAAUGGAGGCGGAAAUUUUCUGGAUAGCACUAAUACCGGUGUGAAUUGUGUGGAUGCAGGUAACUUAGAAGAUGAUAAUCCUUCUGCUAGUAAAAUAUUGAGAAGGAUUUCUGCAGUCGAUUCCACAGAUUCCAACCCAGAUGAUACAAUGUCUGUGGAAGAUCCACAGCCUGAUAUUUUGGACUCCACAGCCUUUAUGCGCUACUACCACGUGUUUCGAGAAGGGGAGCUCUACAGUCUGCUCAAGGAGAAUGUGUCAGAGCUCCGUAUCCUGAGUUCUGGGAAUGAUCAUGGUAACUGGUGUAUCAUUGCAGAGAAAAAGGGAAGUUGUGAUUGAUUGGAACCUUUUAGACAACUCCUCCAAAAGAUGAGCCACAUUCUUUUCUCUUGGUUUGAUAUGGUUACCUGAAUUUGCAUUCAGUGUUAUUUGUUAAUCCAUUUAUGCUUUGGUCUGCAGAGACUAUUAGUUAUUUGGUUGUUUUUGUUUUUAUCUUUGAAUAAGCACAGAUCCUGGCACUGAAAGCACUUGACAAAGGGUAUUUGUGCUUAAAUGUUAAUAUAAAAGAUCUGAAGGAGCAACAGAAAAUGCCCUUCAGUACAGCUCAGAUUUUUUUUUUUAACCCCAGAGAGAUAAAAUACAUGUAUAGUGUUUUUCAGUAUUAAACAUCGAUUUAAAAAGAUUAUGCUGUUAAAUAAUCUUUUAAAACAGUAUUUUUAUAAAGUGAGGGGAUAAUUUCUGGUUCUCAGGUUAUAAUUGAGAGCAGUGUGCAAGAUAAUAGGUAAAUUUGAUCCAUUGCACAGAUACACAUUGAACCAUGCGAUGAGUUAUCUUGUUGCCAAGGCCUUGCUUCUACUUAAAGUUUUCAGAAAACUGAGUGACAGUGGAGAGAACCAAGAAGUGUUACAAGGACUUUUCUAAAUUAUAAGCAAACUUGCUUCAAAAUAAGUUGACAUGUGAUAACAAGGUUUUCAAUGUAGCCCAGGAGGUUUUUAAAGGCGCUGUUAGGCUGAGCGUGGUGGCUCAUGCCUGUAAUCCUAGCACUUUGGGAGGCCGAGGCAGAAGGAUCACUUGAACCCAGGAGUUCAAGAAUAGCCUGGGCAAUAUAGCAAGACCCCAUCACUAUAAAAAAUUAGCCAGGUGUGGUGGUGCAUGACUGUCGUCCAAGCUACUCAAGAGACUGAGGCAGGAGGAUCACGUGAGCCCAGGAAUUCAAGGCUGCAGUGAAUUAUGAUUGCACCACUGCACUGCAGCCUGGGCAACAUAGCAAGACUGUCUCAAAAUAAUAAUAAUAAUAAAGGCAUUGUUAGCUUGUAAGGAGUGGAGUAUGUAAGUGCUAGGAGUUAUAUGCAAGUACCCAAGUGGUAUUCUUCCAAUCUUAUUAGAAGCAUGAAUAUCCAAGACCAAGAUUGACUAAUGAUGAGUCUGCAUCAAGAACUACGCAUUUCUUCUGAGUUGACGGACUCUUUAGGAAAGGAAAAUCUAGGUGAAGCACUGAUUUUAGCUCUGAGAACAAACAAAUUAAGGUACAGCAUAGUUACCCUUGGUAGAGGUAUGACUGGGGUUUGCUGUAUCCUUUAAAAUAGUAUCUGGGCAUUUAUUUUAUUGAAGGUGACUACAUUUUAUUAGUUAUAUUGGGAAUUUAGGUAGAAUCAACUUCUACUGAUUAAAGGUUGAAUUUCUGUCACUUUGUAGAGAAACAAAUAGACUGGACACUGUGUGGUCACUGUUUAGAUUUGCCCAUGGGUCUGUUUAAAUCUAUGUCAUGGAUCCUGAGACAAAAAUAUAAUUAAGACAGGUCUAGAGACAGGAGAAGCAGAAAUAAGUUGACCCAGACAUACAGUCUCAAGUAGUUCAUUAAUGAGAAAAUUGACAUCUGACAAGAAUCUUUUUACUUUAUGCUGGAUGAAAAUCCAAAUCUUGUUUUAUUUUUUCCACUAAAAGUAACUAAAAUAAUACAAAUUUCAUUUGUUUUUGGGUUCUUUUCUCCUUUAAUGAUUGUGCUGUAACUUAAAAUAAUGAUGUUACUUUUGAACAAACUUAAAGAACUAUUUUUAAAGCACAUGAAAACUAUUGAUGUUUAUAACUCUCUUUUGGCUUCAAAAUAAGAUUGUGUUAUCACUAUUUUGGUAGAGGAGGUUGUCUGGUGAAAAUGAUGCAUAUGACUUGUACUGUUCAGUGUACAUCCUGCAGUAGUGGACGAUUGAAAACAUAUGUAAGUGGAGUAUAAAUUAAAAAAUAAUUUGGUUUCUUCUAUUUCUCUUUUUUUUUUUGAGACAGAGUCUCCCUCUGUCUCCCAGGCUGGAGUGCAGUGGCGCUAUCUCGGCUCACUGCAAGCUCCGUCUCCUGGGUUCACGCCAUUCUCCUGCCUCAGCCUCCCAAGUAGCUGGGACUACAGGCACCCACCACCAUGCCCGGCUGGUUUUUUGUAUUUUUAGUAGAGACGGGGUUUCACCGCAUUAGCCAGGAUGGUCUCGAUCUCCUGACGUCAUGAUCCACCCGCCUCGGCCCCCCAAAGUGCUGGGAUUACAGGUGUGAGCCACCACGCCCAGCCUGUUUCUUUUAUUUCUUAAUUCAGGACAUUAAACCAUGACUGCAAGGGAUUUUCUUGGUAAAAAGAAAAGAUUCUCAGAGUCAAAAUGUUCUUACAACUCGGGCUUGAUGGCCUUUGAAUUAUGAAUGGAUUGUUCCUCUCUCUGAAGCCUGUUGUCACAUGGGUUUUUAAUCCUGGCUUUGCUGCUAGAAAUCUGUGCUUGAAGUCCUCUCUUUCUGCUGGUAGCCUACCACUUAAAAGUCAUGACGUGGUGGAACUCAGUUUACUAGACUCUUUAGCCUUUGAGCUAAACUGUCUGAGCAACCUCUUAGAUGUACACACACCACUUUGUAUGAAAGGGUUCUCUAGAACGGUUCUUUGGAGAGAAAUAUUUUCAUGUAAGUUUGACAGGGGUGUAAAUAAAGCAUGGUUACUAAUAAGUCUUUUACUCUUCAUCUAAUGAACAUAAGAAUCUAUGCAUCCAGAUAUUAUUUUGUAUACAAAUAUUUAACUUGGUGAUUGAUAAUCUCUCUUUGGGGAAGUCACAUGGAAAGCUCUUUUAAAUUUAACUUCUGCCUUUGGAUUUUUUUUAAAAAGCCAUUGAAGAGCAAAACUAACGUAAACAUC
Molecule: messenger RNA, 9401 nt
Organism: Pongo pygmaeus (Bornean orangutan)
Lineage: Eukaryota; Metazoa; Chordata; Mammalia; Primates; Hominidae
Gene: TRMT9B
Product: tRNA methyltransferase 9B (putative)
Exons: 3
Coding region: 5594-6580 (328 amino acids)
Biological process (GO): tRNA methylation; tRNA wobble uridine modification
Cellular component (GO): cytoplasm; nucleus
Molecular function (GO): S-adenosylmethionine-dependent methyltransferase activity; tRNA (5-carboxymethyluridine(34)-5-O)-methyltransferase activity; tRNA binding
Source: RefSeq, a predicted model, not a curated record